Messenger RNA from Lobosporangium transversale, 417 nucleotides. RefSeq lists its product as hypothetical. Gene Ontology annotation, biological process: RNA processing. Gene Ontology annotation, molecular function: ribonuclease III activity. The transcript has 3 exons. Bases 1 to 417 code for a protein of 138 amino acids. Lineage: Eukaryota; Fungi; Mortierellomycota; Mortierellomycetes; Mortierellales; Mortierellaceae. The record is from RefSeq and is a predicted model, not a curated record.
AUGGUCACAUCUACGAAACCGCGCGUUAGCCCUUCGGAACCAUUUCGCGACAAAGACAUUGAGGAAGUCAAAUCCGUUACCAUGUGUAGCUUCAGAGGCAAGGCAUUUCUCAAGCAUGCCUUACCCCUCAAGUCGCUCCAGUUUGGGCGGCUUGAAUAUUUGGGUGACGGCAUGCCGGACCUGUCCGCAGCCAUGCACUUGAGGCAGAACUUGAAUGGAACAGGAUGGAACAUGCAAUCCUUAUCCAAUGCUUCAAACAGCUUCUUCGGACAGGUGGUCUAUGCGCUUGGGCUUUGCAAGUGUGUAUGGUCUGGCAUUGAUGCAUUGAUGACAUUGAACAACAUAGAAUAUUUGAAACACCUGGGAUUUACCAAUGUAUUGAAUACCCUCAUUUCAGACAAUCAGCCACCAAAUUAA